AGGCGGCAUCGACAAAAAGGGCGACAUCUUCCACUGGUGUCUGCCCCACGGAAUUUUUUGACAGUCCAUCACGGGAUUAGCGAGUGGUUCAUUCACUGCUGGUUUUCGAAGAUAAUUUCGAACGCGCAAUUUCGGACGCGAGCACGCCGGCCGCAUGAAAUAGAUGGCGUGUGCGAGUGCCGCGGCUGAAAGAACGGCGGGUGGAAUAAUUUGCUCCGAGAGCUCGGGCACUACCGCGCACAAAUAUGACAGAUCGGGAUAGGGAUCCGGAGCCAACCGCGGCGGACACCGCUGCUGCACAGCAAGCUGCGGGCGCGAGACGGAAAUCCAGACGUGGGAACACGGGCGGGAAACUCGCGACGCUUCUCCGGCGAUCCGAGAGUAAUCGGCAUCAAGAGUACAAGAGGGACGAUCCGAUGAACGACAGCAGGUCAGUGGAGCACAGACUCAAAGGCCCCUCGAGCAGCAAGCUGUCGUUCCUCGAUUUCGUAUGCAACGUCAAGAAGCACCUACUGUUGAAGAAUCUAUGCAAGUCUAAUAAAAAGAGCAAAGAGACGGAAACGACGACCCCUUGUUCCGGUACAAAGCAGAACAACGUUAUAUCUGUCAUUGAGUCUCUUAAUGCUUGUCAGAAGCAAGAACUUACGAAUGGCGAGCAGGCUUCGUCGGACAGACGACUUUUGUAUGAAAACAGAUUAAGUGACGUCCUUGAAAAUUCCUGUCACAGUAUCAAAGAAAAUGUAGCUAACAUUGGCAUGCAAUAUGGUACAACUGGCACAAAUCUUCAUACAGUUCCUAUAAGACAACAAAAUAAAUCGAUAAGCGACGUCACAACUGACAGUGAGGCAACACAACCCACCUAUUCUGAUGCAACUGUGGCAGUAUCUAAUGCAAUAGCAGAUAUUCCCAGUAGUGUAAACGAAAUAUUAAAUAACGAGCAUAAAGUCAAAGCGAGUCUCGCAAAGGAACUGCUUAAUCUAAGCAAAUAUGGAUGGUAUUGGGGUCCCAUAUCAGGAGACGAAGCUGAUGCCAAACUUAUAUCUGAGCCAGAUGGUGCAUUUCUGGUUCGAGAUUCAUCAGACGACAGGUAUGUCCUAACACUCAGCUUUAAAUCAUCUGGAAAAAUGCUGCAUGCGCGUAUGGAGCAUACCGGCGGCCUAUUUUCUCUGUGCAAUCAAAGCACUGAGAACGAAGGUUUCACUUCGGUAGCUGCCUUAAUAAAUCACUCCAUGAACUUCAGUCAGUCUGCUGUAAUUUGUUACUCGAGACCGAAAUAUCCAGGAUAUCCAUCGUUUCCGGUCAGAUUAACAAAACCAGUGAGCAGAUUCACGCAAGUAAGGAGUCUGCAAUAUCUUUGUCGUUUUGUCAUUCGUCAGUAUAUUAGAUUAGAUAAUAUACACAAGUUGCCUUUGCCAAAAACCAUUAAGGGAUAUAUUCAAGAAGCACAUUAUUAAAACCUAACAGAUAAACAAGUAAAGAAUGUUGAGAUUAAUAAUAAAUUAUUUUUAUGAAGGUACAUAUUAAUAAAAAGAGUGGAAUAUAGAAUUCUAUGAUAAAAUGGCAGCAAAAGUGUAUAUACAUAUGUGUAUAUAUAUACAAAUAUAUAUACACACACACAUACAUAAAUAAGAAAAUUGUUUAAAUUUUCAGUAUAUGUGUUAUACUUUCAAAAAUAUUUUCAAUAUUUGUUUUUAAUCAUGAUGUAUCAUUAUCUAGUAUCAAAACACAUAUAAUAGAUAAAAAUUAUAAAUUAUUGAAAAAUUAAAUAUUAGUAGUUUUUUUAAGUAUUACAUUAUUUCUAUGAAAUCAAAAGAGAAUAUUUCAUAUUUAUUACAAGUUACAUAAUCCUAAGAGAAAUUUGCAAUAAAAUUUCUACUUAUCGUAGACAAAACAUAUUUGACUUUUUCUGCUAUUUUAGUAGCAGAAUAUGAAAAGUAGCCAGACUUUUAUAUAGUUGAUUCCAAUGAUUAUACUUAAUUAUAAUAUGCAGGGUAAACGAAGAAUUGUUUUUUAACCUAUUGUUGUAAAAGAAUGUUGAUAUGACUUUAUGUAUAAUCAACAAUUUAUAUCUUUAUAUUUUGCAUGGAGAUAAUAUAGAUUUAUUACCUA
Molecule: messenger RNA, 2109 nt
Organism: Solenopsis invicta (red fire ant)
Lineage: Eukaryota; Metazoa; Arthropoda; Insecta; Hymenoptera; Formicidae
Product: suppressor of cytokine signaling 4
Exons: 3
Coding region: 246-1454 (402 amino acids)
Biological process (GO): phosphatidylinositol phosphate biosynthetic process; intracellular signal transduction; regulation of growth
Cellular component (GO): phosphatidylinositol 3-kinase complex
Molecular function (GO): 1-phosphatidylinositol-3-kinase regulator activity
Source: RefSeq, a predicted model, not a curated record